This is a messenger RNA of Cryptotermes secundus, 11739 nucleotides long. Its product is annotated as adenylate cyclase type 8. NCBI's taxonomy places the organism in Eukaryota, Metazoa, Arthropoda, Insecta, Blattodea, Kalotermitidae. Gene Ontology annotation, molecular function: zinc ion binding; adenylate cyclase activity; protein binding. The transcript has 24 exons. Gene Ontology annotation, biological process: adenylate cyclase-activating G protein-coupled receptor signaling pathway; cAMP biosynthetic process; multicellular organism development. Bases 91 to 5862 code for a protein of 1923 amino acids. Gene Ontology annotation, cellular component: plasma membrane; cytoplasm. The record is from RefSeq and is a predicted model, not a curated record.
GUUCGCUGUGAGCAGUUUUGGGAGUGCCGGAGCAUCGCAUCGGUGUCAAGCCGUAAGAAGAGGAACAUCAGCGAACCCUGACGCAACGCAAUGGCCGAACUCGACCGCGCAAGUGACGUCUGUCGCAGUUCUGCAGAUGACCUUAUAAAGUUGGACGACGACGAUCCAGAUGACAGUGUUUUCGCCGGCGAUCAGGAGCUGCGUGAGGACAUCCUCAGCGCCCUGGAGUGCCCCGUUUGCAUGGAGUACAUGGCACCUCCGAUCUUUCUGUGUGAGAAUGGGCACAGCAUCUGCGAGCUGUGCAGACCCCAGCUGCCCGCGUGCCCAGCGUGCCGCCGUCCUUUCCUCCCCAACACAAGGAACAUCGCCCUAGAAAGCAUCGCAGAGGAUAUCGACUUCCCGUGCCGAAAUGAAGGAUGCUUAGAGAUGUGUCGCCUGGAUACGAUCGCCCAGCACCUGGCUGAGUGCCCUCGGCGUCCGUUUGAAUGUCCCUUGGCACAGGGCGCACACUGCACGUGGAAGGGCCCCCUGCUUCAAAUUCAGAAACACGUAAUGGAGGCACACAGGCGGUACGUGAGAAUUGGGGCCGAGUCCACAAGCGUUCUGAACGGUGUCAGCAACACUCCGGGAUAUUCCCUCGUCAUAUUCGCCUUCGAACAAGUAUUUCUGCAGAAGAGCAGAGUGCAGGACAGCAAGUUCUAUUCUGCGGUUCAGUACAUCGGUCCCAAGGAGAACGCCACAAACUUCCGGUAUGAGUUUGAGCUGUCCACAGAAAGGGGGCACCAGAAGCUGAUCGUGGGCAACCUCGUGUACAGCCAGUCCAAGGACUUCGCCAGUGUCGUCAGGGCCGCAGACUGCGUCAGGCUGGAUUAUGACGUCAUCAAGAGAUUUAUGGCGCUCAACGGCCCGGCCCGACGCCGGCACCUCUGGGUGCGCGCCGUCAGGAAAAUCACCAACCAGCGAAGUGCAGCACUGCUGGAAUCCUUGACCUCAGAAACCAAGUUGAUCCCUGCCGUGCAGCCCGGCGCCAGCGACGCCGCUUCACCUGUAUCUGAACAACGUGAUGGCGUCACUAAGGGCGACGAUGGCGAAAGAAGCCCUCUCGCGAAAGUGAGCGUCGCUUCUGGAAAACCUGAUGACGACACUCACACUGCGCCGAGGGAUGAACAAACAGCACCAACUUUGAAUGAGGCAGCAGUGGUGGCUGGGGGUGCAGAGGACGUGGAUGGGGGGCAGGUGUUCAAGCGUGGGAUUGUGUACCGGGGGGUGUACUGCCCCUCUCUGUCCAACAGCUUCAGGGAAGACCACCUGGAGCUCGCCUACCAGCGCUACUCUCACCGCCAGAGGCAGAAGUCUCUGAUCAUUGUGAACCUCGUUGACUCACUGCUCAAGAUUGUCCUUGCCACGGUGUGGGCGCUGAACACGACGGACGACCUCCUGAAGCACCCAGAGCAAGUUACAUGGACGGUAUGCACCAUGACUGCCAACUUUGCCAUCUGCUUCCUGGGCUGGUGGCGUUGCUUUGCCAACAACUACCUACACUGGGCGGCCGGCACCACUUGGCUUCUGCUCAUCGCGCAGGGUAUCUUCGGAGCAGGGAUUGGAUUUGAGAAUGGCAACGGAGGUGGUGUAUGUCUCGUGUGGUACUUCCUAUUCAUUGUUUUUGUGACAUACACAAUGUUGCCCCUGCCACUGCGAACUUGCAUGAUCCUAGGAUGUACUACGGCUCUGUUCCACGUGUUGUACACCAGCCUGAAACACAUCGCCACCCCACAGGAGCUGGACGCCCCAAUGGGCAUCUUUAUUGCUGAGCGUCUGGCAGAUAACACAAUUCUGUACGUUGCUGUCAACUUUGCGGGAAUGUACACAAAGUACCUCACAGACAGAGGGCAGAGGAAGGCUUUCUUGGAAACUCACCGGUCCAUGGAAACGAGAUGCCGCACGCAGAAGGAGAAUGAUAGACAGGAAAAGUUACUGUUGUCAGUUUUGCCUGACUUUGUUGCCAAAGAAAUGAUUCGAGAUAUUGCCAAAGAGGAGGAGAAGGGCGCAUUUGUCCCGAACCAGUUCCACAAGAUCUACAUUCACCGUUAUGAGGAUGUCAGCAUUCUGUUUGCAGACAUUAAGGGCUUCACAGCCCUGGCAAGUCAGUGCAGUGCCCAGGAGCUGGUCCGUGUUCUGAAUGAUCUGUUUGCAAGAUUUGACAAGCUUGCAGCUGAGAAUCACUGCCUGCGAAUCAAGCUGCUAGGUGACUGUUACUACUGCGUGUCAGGGCUGCCACGGGCACGACCAGACCACGCUCACUGCUGCGUGGAGAUGGGGCUCCACAUGAUCAAGGCUAUACAGUAUGUGCGACAAAAGACACAGGUUGAUUUGGAUAUGCGGAUUGGAAUCCAUUCUGGUUCAGUACUGUGCGGUGUACUUGGUCUUCGUAAGUGGCAGUUUGAUGUGUGGUCAUAUGACGUAACAUUAGCCAAUCACAUGGAGUCAGGAGGCAUCCCAGGUCGAGUUCACAUCUCAAAGGCUACUCUGGAUUGCCUGAAUGAUGCAUAUGAGGUGGAGCCUGGUCAUGGGGACACAAGAGACAACUACUUGAAGGAGCAUGAGGUGGAGUCAUACUUAAUUAAGCAAGUUGAGCCACUGCGCCCUCGUCGGCGUGUGUAUCACCGUGUCUCCAGGCCACGACUCUGGUCAGUGGAUGAAAAGGCAGGCACAUUGGUCACACUGUCAUCUGCCAACAACAACAACUCAUCUGUAGCGACAGUUGUCACUGCCGCACAGCAGCAGGGGUCAAGUGGAGGUCCCACGUCGCUUGGCUUCAUAGACGAGGAGACCACUACUGACUGGCAGCCGGAGAUUCCCUUUGAGAAUUUGAAUUCAGGGGGAGCUGUUGACUUGGAGGAAGAUCCAUUCCAGGAUGAUGAUGAAGUGGGUAAUGGUGGGGAGGCAGGUGACAAGACUGUGCCACGUGGCCUGUCCAUGGCGGAGCAAGUGGAUGAGAUAAUUGACCACAGUAUUGAGAUUGAGAGUAACAAACGCAUGCGUAAUGCUAACCUCAAUGCCUGGACUCUGCGUUUCCAUGAUGUUGCUACUGAAAACAAGUUCUGCCAACUGCGUGAGGAUAUGUUCAAGUCAAAUAUGCUUUGCUGUUUCAUCAUCUGGCUGUUCGUACUGACAUGCGAACUCAUCAUCUUGCCUAGGUGGCCGAUUCUGGUUGCAACAAUGGCAGUUGCAACCAUCUUGCUGGCGCUAGCACUGGUGAUGGUGAUGGCAGAAGAGUUCCACCAGCUGCCUGAGACACUGCAGACAAUGUCCAGUGUUCUGAUGCAUCAUCGCAACCGCCGAACUGUCUUCAUCUGCUGUGUGCUUGUUCUUAUGUCAGUUGCUUCCUCAAUCAGUCUGGUGCUGUGUCCAAAAUCUUCAAAUGUUACAAGUGAACCAGAGAAAAACAGCAAUGGUGUCCCCUCGUUAGUGGCCAACCCAUCUCCACAAGCGAUGGUUCGCUCCCCAGUGGGUGAGGUGUUUCUGUCUUUGCUGUUGACUGUCACCUCUCGAGAGUAUCCAGCCUCUGCAGACCGCGUCGUGCUACCAGAGUGCAUCACCAACAUGUCAGAAUGUAAUUCAACGAUACUUGCUACUAAUUCUAUGGCAGGGAAUACCAGGAACUGGAGGAGAAGUGUGUCUAGUCUUAAUAACAGAAACAGUGUGAUCUCAAGCAGGAAAAUUGUCAGUGAAUAUAAUUCUGAUUCAUUAGGAAACAUGACCCAGUUUAAUGAUACUACUUUUCUGGGACAAGUAGGAUUAAGAACUAACAGUGAUUCAGGCGCCACUGUUGGGCAGUUUGACGGCAGAAACAGAACUGCCUGGAAUCACUAUCCAACACAUGAUGUGGGAGAUGGAACGAACAGAACACAUGCUCAUGUCAUGGAGCACAGUGUCCGUAACAAAAGACACAGUAGGAUUGCGAUUAAUUCAGACAUUAACAUAAUCAGUGAUGAUAGUAGUGCAAAGAAUGAUGUUAAGUUAAGGACUCGUAAGUUUAUAGCAUCCAAUAAGAAUACAAAUCAUGUUGGGAACUUGUGGAAAAGUCUCAUAGCACAAGGUAACAACAUGUUUAGCAUGGUGCAUAAUGUCAGAGACAGAGGUAGAAUCCAAGACAGAGUGUUGCUGCGUAAUGCUGUCAGUGUGAACAACAUUUUGGUUCAGAAGCGAGGCAAGAGAGCUACAGAAGAUGACAGUGGCUUCUCCAUGACAGAAGAGAACCCAGUUUCAGAGCCCGGUCUUCAUUCUGAUGCCAGUUCACGGGAUACAAGUGGUAUGGGGCCUGAGCAGUGCUUUGCCCCAGAAUACAUCGUGUACACAUGGGUGCUAUGUCUGGUGGCCCUGGCUACAGCUCUCAAACUCUACUACCUGGUCAAAACCACGCUGGCCUCUGCCAUGGUCACUAUCUUCACCACUCUCAUACUGGUGGCCUAUAAGGAAGUCUUUGACAAGGAUAAAGAGGUCAUCCCCAAAACGGCGAUCAUGGUGCUGCUUUUGGUGGUGUUCCUGAUCAUGGUCACAUAUCAUGCUCGUCUAGUGGAGGUGACAUCAAGAUUGGACUUCUUGUGGAAACAGCAGGCAGAGCGCGAGUUGGCAGACAUGAUGGAGACCCGAGCUAACAAUACCCAGCUCCUGAAGAACAUAUUGCCUGACCAUGUGGCACAUCACUUCCUAGGGGAGGACAGACCAACAGAGGAGCUGUACUCCCAGUCGCGAGACAAAGUUGGGGUGAUGUUCGCCAGCAUUCCAAACUUCACAGAAUUCUAUUCAGAAGAUAUAAACAAAGGAAUGGAAUGCAUCCGGCUUCUAAAUGAGAUCAUUGCUGACUUUGAUGAAUUGUUGGAUGAACCUCGAUUUAAAAGUAUUGAGAAGGUCAAGACAGUCGGAGCCACAUACAUGGCAGCAUCAGGACUGAAUCCUGGCCAAAAGGUGGAAGAGGACGAGUAUGAACAUGUGUGUGCUCUGGUGGACUUUGCCCUUGCUAUGAAGACACGACUUGAAGAUGUCAACAAACACUCCUUCAAUAACUUUUACCUGAGAGUUGGAAUCAGCUGUGGUCCAUUAGUGGGUGGAGUGAUUGGAGCCCGCAAGCCUGUGUAUGACAUCUGGGGCAACACUGUGAAUGAGGCAUCUCGGAUGGAUUCAACUGGUACCAUGGGCCAAAUCCAGGUCCCUAAAGAAACUUCUGUGAUCUUGGAGAAACGGGGUUAUCAGGUGCAGCUGCGUGGCAUGGUGGCUGUCAAGGGGAAAGGAGACAUGGAGACUUACUACGUGAUGGGACGCAGAACUGGGCGUGCCCCAGGAUUUGUGCGUCAGCCGAGCACUUACAGCAGCCUGGCAACUGUUGUUUACGGGAUGUUGCAGGCACGCCGCAGACAGACCAUCAAGAAGGCAGUUACACCUGGGAGCAGUGCUAUUGGCAGAGUGAAAUCACAGCAGAAGAAGCCACCUGAAGUUGCACCAGCUGCAAGCAGCACCAACAACAGACUGUCUAACUUCAGCAGUAUGCGUCUAUCAGGACGAUCAACUCCAAAUCCAGUGCGGCGGAACACAACUCGAGCAGGCCACAACCAGCACCAUCAGGGCGCCCACAGCACACGGUCACAGCCCAACAUGCGCCAGCUCUCAGUGGAUCCUAGUGUGUUGCAGCACAAUAACAGCAACAUAAUCAGUGCCAUCCAGCAGCAGCAGCCGCAGCACCACUCGUCUGCCCCACAGACACCACUCACAGGCGAGCACGAACGACACAUGACUCUGACCCGUCAGAAGUCGCUAAUUAACAAUGGCACAACCCACGCUGAUAGUGAGCCUCAACUGAUGUAAGUUGGUCCUUCUGCACAGCAGAGCCCAGAACCCACCUCACUUACAGUUCUGGUUGUGUUUGCAGCCCUCCAUCCCUGCAUGUUUAAGUACAAAACAUUCCUCCACAUUUGGAGGGCAGCACUGUUGCAAAAUGCCUCUGAAGACAUUGUAUAUAUUGGAUGGAUUAUUUAUAAGUUUCUUUGGAAUUGUUGUGAAUUGUAUACUACAGUGGAACUAAGCUGAUAAGAUUCUUAUAGCAAGCGUACGAAAAUGGAACGUCAGUGAAGAUCUGAACUAACCAAAACUGAUUCUCAUUCUAGCACAACAGACAGGGCUGAUUGUACAGAAACAGAUACUGAACUGUUUCCAUCUCGGUUGUUUGAAUAACACUUGAAUGGUUAAAAUGCGCACACCAGCUACAACCAAUAGUGUAAUGCAAAGUUCAGUAAAAAGAUAUUUCAGAACAUUUUAUACAUAAUUUAAACUUUGAACAUCCAUGCUCAGAGUGUAUUGGGAGAUGGGUAAAAGUUAAAGCACAUAGUAUGCAUUGAGAUAUGGAGUGGACCUCAUUCAGUAAGUAUUCUCACUGAUGAGAGCAGUUAGAAAUUGGGUAAGGGUGUACUAAAUUGUCCGUCUUCUAUGACCGAAGCAGCCUGGGGCCCCAUGAGAGGAAAGUAAUAGUUUAGCCUUGAAACCAGUUUUAAGUCCUCACAGACAUCUCAGUGCAGAACAUUAUCACUAAUGUAAUGGACAAUUCAGUAAGAAACAUUAGUCAAGUAUUUUUAUAUUCCAUGAAGCUUUUUGUGUUCUCCCAUGUACUACUAGAAUUGUUUUGAAUAUCCCAUAGAACAUAUGUUUGAACUUCACAUAUUUGGAAUGGAAGAUUUGAAUACAACCUUUGUUGAUGUUUUUGUGUUCCACAAAUCCACAUCUUGCAAAGGUUGGCAGUCUCAGAGUGAAAGUAAAAGAAAGUUGGAGGAAUAAAAUAUUCAACAGCUUUUCAAUGAGUUGGGCUAUGGAGAAAAUGUUGGCACUGCUGGAAAGGAUAUGUACAUUCCAGGUUGGUCCUAUGUCACUGAAUAGGUUAUAUCAUGUAAAGCUUAGUCAUAUUUUGAGAAAAUAAUCGAGUAUCCUGCCUUAUAACCAUCCACAUGUAGACUGAUUUCUAUCUUUAUGAAAUUUAGUAAAUAAGUGUUUAUACAAUUGAAUGUAUCUUUAGCUGUUGUACAUAAUGGUUUGAAGUAUUGAGAAGUUAUACGAUGGCUGCCUUUGAGUGUUUGUCUGAAUUAUGCGUGUCAGAUUUACAAAUUAGAAAUUAUAUACAGUAAACCCUGUCUAGAAUGGAAAUUUAACUGUUUCUGAAAAUCUAUGGUGAACUGCUUGGAAAACUUGAAUGAAAAGUAAUGUAAACUGUGACCAAUGAACACUGUUUGAUUCAAAAAUGGAAAGGAAAAACAAGAAGUUAACAGAAUAUAGGCCAUGUGAAAGUCAAUUACUUUCUGUUCACACAGUUGUAUCUUUGGUAACUAGCUUGUGAGAAUGGGGGCCAUCCAUAUGGCUUCAUUUUACUGGCUGGACCUCUGGGUUGUCAUACACUUCUGUUCCUGCAGCUGGCUGCACAAGGGGGAAGUGUGAGCUAAAUUGCAGAUGGAAUGCUUAAUGAACUACUGAAGAGAAAUAAGGCAGAAACAAAACUAGUUAAAGGCUACCUUCACUGAGGUCACAGAAAGAGGUCCCAUGCACUGUCUCCCUUCGGUGCACUUACGUGUAUUAACCUCCAGUCCUGCAGCUGUCAGUAGACAGCAGAGUUGUAAUGAUAACCAUAAUUAACAAGUACUUUGGAAUGAUCAGCGUAGGCCUGAGGGGGCAUUAAAGUGGUAUAAGUGUAGACAAAUUGAAGAACGUUUCAAGAAUUGUUGUCCGCACCAUUCAUGGGACACUUUUCUGUGACCCCACACUGUUGGUGAAGUAGGUACUUUCCUAUGGUCAUGUCUAGAAGACAGGAAUGCGUUGAAACAGAAAAAUAUUGAAGUCUGUCCCAAAUCCGCAUGAGCAGCUGUACUGUACAGGAUUUGAGGUUCUCACAGUGGCAAUAAGAUAGUCUUCUGGGAUAUGAUGCUUUGCUGUCUGAGAGAUAGGCACAAACGUUUCAGAGGACUGAGCUGCCUCUGUUUUCAGGGUAGAAAGGGUUAGAUUUGCUUAGGAGACAUAUCUCCCACCUGAAUGUUGAGAUCCAUCUAAUCAUACUGCCUCGCAUCAGAACCCAGAACACAGCAAUUGUACUGUAACUUCACAAUCUAAACGCGUUUAUUUCUCAGUAGAAUCUUUGGAAAGAUGUCGAAUAUUAAUUCGAGGGUUCAUGCUACUGCAGUCUUUGUAGGCACAAAAAUGUUUCAUAUAAAGUCUGUGCAUAUGUCUUUUAUAUCGUGUCACUGAACUAAACUUCAUAUUCCCAGUCCAAAGUUGUCAAUUCUUGACAAGGUGAGAAGUAAUCAGUAUAAGGUUAUUUUCUAAGAACCUCCCCUUGCCAGACUUGCUGUCCAUCAGAUGUCUAUAACCAAUGAGACCUUCAGGAGUAAAUCACAGUAACAUUCUUCCCAUGUUAGAAGUUUCAUGGAGGCCAUGCUGACAGGAGAGAAGUAAACUUUGCAAGUAAGAAAGUGUAUACAUGGCAUGACCAGUUAACAUAUUGCCUCAUAUGGGACUUUAAAUGUGUGUUUCAUUUUUCUCUAUGGCUUUUGUUCAGGGAAUUUUCUUUUUGAUUAAUAUUCAGUGAGUUAUGCACAUGUCUUCAAGUAAAACGUUAUUGUAAUACGAUUUUAACCAAGUUGAAAUUUUGACAAAUUUCUGUAAAACUUCCCAAUAUCAAUUUUCAGGAAAAUCCAUUCAGAAUUUCUUGAGUUGUUACAUGCAGACAACAGACACCACAAAGUUAACAAGUACAUUUUUUGAACUUCUCAUUGCAAAUGCACCAAAAUGUGGGACAUCUACAUACCCAAUUCAGACAAAAUUAGCCAGUUGGUUCUAAAGCUAAUGGGGAAGAGUAGGCUGCACCAGGUAAACAUGAUGCCUGAAAUUUUCAUGAUGGUGGCAAGUAUUUUGUUUCUGUUAAAUUACUAGUAUAUGACUGAUAAAUUAUUUUCCUUUCCUUUAUCCUUUUCAUACUUUUAUCUCCUUCCCUUGUUUCUCACACAUUCCUUCCAGAGUUCUAUCUGUCCAUUCCUCUCCCCAGAUACCAGCAAUGGCUUGUUAGGUUUCUUCUCAGCAUGACAGGAAUUGGCUAUUAUUUGCAUGCAGGUGUUACAGUUUUCCUUCUCUUAAAAUAAAGGAACAAAUUUCUCAUCCAAGGUAUUUUAUUUUCACAUUGAUUCCUGGUUCUUGUAGUUGCUCAUCUAUGCAUGCUUGGGAGCAGACAUACACAUGCACAAAACUACACCACAAUUCUUUCUAUAUUUUUUAAAUUUGGAAUUUUUCUUUGGCAGUAUACACUUCCCUGUCUAUCACAGAUUGGUUUAAACUUCAAAAGCUUUCUGCUUCUCAAAACCAGGAAUGCUUAUUGCAUUCACAGCUACUGUGACCAUUAUGCCCCAGGUCAUUUAAUGAUAUGUCAUCAAAUCCCAGAAGAUGGUACUUCACACAUUCUGUUGAGGAUAAGAAGUUACUGGCAGAAUCUUGGCACAAAUUAUGUCUAAGCAUUUCACAAUGGAUGUGUUACAGUUGAACCAGCAUUGAGAGAUUCCAGAGUGUCUUCUUGUUUUGAGGAAACCCUCAUCUGAACCCACACUUUAAUGCUAUAACAGCUGUAGAACAAAAGCCAUAGAAAGUGGGCACUGGUCUGAGGGCAGGAAUGGCUGAUGACAAAAGUGAUAAAUAAAUGGAUGCUAAGAUGAUGACACUUGACUGCUCACAUCAUAUGUACUUUCUGUAAAAUUCUUACACUACAUAUGAAAAUACAGUGGAAAUGGUACAUUAAAUUGUUGACUGUCUAUAGGUGCUACAAACUAUUAGUGGCGAUCUUUCACAUUUUUAUAAAACAGUAUUGUAAAUUAUGGUACUUCAUGCCAGCUACAAAAGGAGGGCCCAGCCCUCUCUGUAAAUGAAAAGUGAAACCACACAGUGAUUUUUUUCUUCAUAAGACGAGAUUGUUUACAUAAAUAAUAUUUUGAUAUGAAUUUUGUCUGUAUGUUGGUGUUAUGGGAAUGCAUGGAGUUCUCACAUGAGGGUGGCAAAAGUAACUCUGCGGACUUGUUCUCAUUUCCAGUGUACAGAACUGAGUCUGGAUACAAACAAAAACCAUGUGUGUUUUGGUGUUAUUACUUUGUGUGCCACUAAAAUAUCAGUGUUUUAAUUAUGGAAUUUAUUUCCAGAAUAUGGUAAAUCACCAUAAGAGGAUGAAUUAUCCAGUCACAUAAUUCAGAAACAGUGUCUUGCAUGUCAAUACGUCUAAUGGUAUUAACAUUUCAAAUGAUAAAAUGGGAAGGACAUGUAGCACAAACGUGGGGCAGAAGUGAAGUGCAUGAAACGAUUUGGUGUAAAAACCUGAAGGAAAGAGACCAUUAGGAACAUUUUGUCAUGGAUGGGAGGGUGUGGACUGGAUUCAUCUGGCUCAGGGUACAGACCAGUGGGAGGCUUUUGUGAAUACAAUAACAAAUAUGCAGUCUAUAAAUGAUAGGAAACUGCUUGAGUGGCUGGGCAACUGUCAGCUUCUCAAGGAAUCUGCCCCAUGGAUUUAGUUUGUUGUUUGGUUGGUGAUUUACCUUAUUUACAUUUGAGUAUCAGCACAAAUGUGUGCUUGCCCUCUGGUGCCCUGCUAUGCUGGACAUGCAGUACAACUGUACCUAGCACACAAACAUUACAGUUUAAGAUGUGGAUAUUAGUUUAGUUUUUGUCCUUUGUAUUCGAUAACAUAACAGACAUAUAGCCAUGUGUAUCUGGAGUCAAGACAGGCGACUGUAGCUCUCUGUUUAUGCUGGAUGCAACUUUGUCCUCGCAUUUCGAUGUUAUGACUUCAAUUAACUACUUCACAAACUUGUCAAAUUAACACAGGAUCCCAAAUAAGAUUAUAACAGACAAAAUAAGAAAUGACUAAUUCUUAACUAGUCAGUGUAUAGUGUUCUCGAUUCCUGGCAGCCGUUCUCACAGCGGCAUCUCUACAGAAGGAAAAUAUAUGGUUGGUGGCUGGAGUUAAUUAUGUCAACAGGAUCUAAAUUAUAGAGCAUGAAUGGCCUAAUCAAGAACUAUCUUGGCAUCUGUCAUGAGAAACCUCAGUCAGGAGAGCCAGUUGGACAUUCAAACUGACCUGCUCUUGAAUUUAAGUUUUAGAUAAUCUGUUGAUGCAUCUCGGUUUCUCGAUAAAAGUUCAUAUUCAAAGCUAAGAAGUCAUUCUCUGAAACAUACACUUUCUGAAAGAUAGACAUGAUCUUGGAUAAACACUUCAUUAAAGUAUGUAACUAGCAGAACUGGGUGGCUCAGAAUGGUGACCAGACUAUGGCUUGAAUGACCAUACAAUCAGAGAUCAAUUCCUAGCAGAGGUGGAGAUUUUUCUCACCUUCGCUGCUGUACCCACACCAGUUGUGGGGCCCAUGCAUCCUCCUCUCAAAUUGGUAUUGGUGGCCACCCAGCCCAUAACCUAGUCACCAGUGACUCAGCUGUUGGGCCUUCCUCCAUGUGAGCCAUCAGUAGCUCAUUGCAGAUGGCAGUGGGAUUCACAGGGAAUGCAGAUUGUUCUGAACUGUGGACAAAGUUGCACACAAACACUAACCUACAUCAUUGUUAAUAAUUUGACACCAAAGAUCAUGAUUUCAUGUCAGUAAUUAUGCUUUAUAUUCCAAGUAUUUAUUUUCUAAAUGUGUCAAUAUAAGUCUGCAAUAUAGAUGGUUAUGAUGAUGACAGUAUCAA